Paramecium tetraurelia is the source of this 654-nucleotide messenger RNA. RefSeq lists its product as uncharacterized. The transcript has a single exon. The record is from RefSeq and is a predicted model, not a curated record. NCBI's taxonomy places the organism in Eukaryota, Ciliophora, Oligohymenophorea, Peniculida, Parameciidae.
AUGGAGGAAUAUUAUUGUAAUGCCAUCAUAGAGUUGGUGUUAGAGAGUGAAGGGGGAAAAGUCAAUGAUCCAAACGACCCAGGAGGUAAAACAAACCGAGGGAUAACCUAAAAAACCUACAACGAUCAACGAAAAGAGAUCAUGGGGUAAGCAAAUAAGUAAAUGGCAAAGAAAGAAAAGAAUCCAUUGAAAAUACCAGAAGACAAAGAUGUUUUUGAUCUUACAGAUGAUGAGAUCAAAGAUUUUUACAAAUAUUAAUUCAAAAGAUUUUUAGCUCAUGAAAUUAAAGAUCCAUAUACCUGUUAUGUGUAUUUUGAUACUUGUGUUUUGUUUGGCCCUAAUAAAGCAAUCAAAAUACUAUAGCUAGCAUGCGAUAUUGAAUCAGAUGGGAAACUCGGUCCAAAUACAAGAGCUAAAGUAGAAUAAACUAUUGAUUAAAGAGGAUUACAAUUAACUAUGCUCUUCUUCAGAGAGAUGGAACAUGAAAUGUCGAAAAAUUAUGGAAUAUACGGAAAAGGAUGGUCUAAUAGAAUAAAGAAGAUCACUCAACAAAUAGAGGAGGGAGUAAUACCAAAAUGGCCAAAUGAUAAUGCUAAUAAAAUAGUACAAUUAUAAUAACAACAAAAAGUCAUAAACUAACCUAAGAAGAAAUGA